Pieris napi is the source of this 3130-nucleotide messenger RNA. It is a transcript of the gene BBS9, whose product is annotated as protein PTHB1. Gene Ontology annotation, cellular component: BBSome; membrane. Gene Ontology annotation, biological process: cilium assembly. The transcript is spliced from 11 exons. Lineage: Eukaryota; Metazoa; Arthropoda; Insecta; Lepidoptera; Pieridae. The record is from RefSeq and is a predicted model, not a curated record. Bases 386 to 2812 code for a protein of 808 amino acids.
UUUAUUUUAUUAUAUUGUAUAAAUGGCACAACCUCACGCUGAGCAACAUAACACAUACAUACGAGAGUAAAAACAAAUUAGUGUUGCGCCCAUUGUAAAGUGGUUUUACUUGAGACGGGUAGGCAGGCUAAUAAAUUAAGCUUGGGGUACACUGUACAAUACCACCUAAGGUAACUAAUGUAGUAAUAUUAGGUGAAGGUGCAUAAUAUUGCGACUUAUGACUAGCACAUUUGUUUUUUAAUUAUUUACUUUGUUUAGUGAUUUAGAACCACUAUUUAGUAAACUUUAGGCAAGUUUUCUAAACUUGGUUUUAUAUGGUUGCUAUGCCACCAUAUCAUGUAAACAAAUUUCAACGCUUAAGCGACUAAAUACUCAAUAGACACCAAUGUCUAUAUUUAAAUCGAAACCAUUUUGGUCUAACGAGAAAUUACAAAGCGAAGCAUACGAUGAAGGUAUUCAAAAUAGCUAUUGCGUCAAAGUGGAUAAAUUUAACUCGCACAAUGAUAGCGACUGCAUAAUUGCUUGUGAAGGACGACAAUUGAAGAUCUAUAAACCCAGCAAAGAGUCCGAAUCUGAUAUUAUUUUAGAAUCUGACCAAAAAGAUGUUAUCCUACAGAUUGAAACUGGAAAAUUUAUUAUGGAUUCCAGUGAUAGACAAAUUUUCAUAUUGCAUCCUCAAAGUUAUGCAACAUAUUUUCUUGAGAAGAAGGAUGGACAUAUUGAUGCGGGUGUUCAAAACUACCUAAGACCCGUAUUAAAACACUCAUUUACAAGAAAAGCGUCUAGUGUUAUUGUUGGGCCCUUUGGCGUAACAAGAAGCAGAGACCUUAUUUGUAUUCAAGCGUUAGAUGGCGCUUUGAGUUUUUUCGACCAAGACACAUUUCUCUUUAUGUGUUUGUUCGAUGAUAUUAUAAUACCGACACCUAUCAACUAUGUGCCUAGUAGUGAUGUAUUUAUUAUUUGCAAAUCUACGUGGAUUAUGGAAAUAUACAGUUACCAGCAAUUACGCGAGUUGAGUGAACUAAGUGGCCGACAGAAUAAGAAAAACAUUCCGCAAUGGACAUAUAGUCCUGGCGAAGAAAUAUCAGCUCUGCAAGUUAUACGGACAAGCAGUAACUUUUCCAGCAUAAUCGCUUUGGGAGAGCGAUAUCUCUAUUGUUUCCAGGAUAAUGGAUUGAUGAAAUUUAUGAUUCGAUUUGAUUUUAUGCCCGUCUGCUUUUACGCCUACCUUAUUGGUUGGUACUACGAACCAAAUUCAAGAUUAAUUAUAAUGGUUGUAUCCGACGAUGCAAAGCUCUUCAUCUAUGAAGACACAGCGUUGUUAUGGUCGUGUGAUUUACUAAAUAAUACAAUGGCGAUAUCUCGAUGUUUUCUCAAAAACUUAGCUGGAGGAAUUGUAACACUGUCCACGAAUGGAAUUAUAAGUGUGAGCUAUUUGGGAACGGAGCCUGAUCUGAAUUCGGCUAUAGUACCGAUGACGGCUGCUGCUGAACCAGAAGAUAUCCUAGCGGAGAUAGGGGCCAUUGAGGAAGCUCUUGAGAAAAUUAUGGGGAACGAAGAAUCCCUCCCUACGCCCGAGCUUAUCAAAAUAAAGAUUGAAAUGGGAAAACCAGUUGAGAGCUUCAUCAACGACGUUUUAACACCCAACUGUUCAUUAAUAAUCAUCCUCACAUGUGAACCUAAACAAAUCCAGAAUAUACAAAUAACCUACUUCUGCAAACAGCCAUUUUCAUUUAGCGAUUCGUGUGUAUGCCUAGACGAUAUUAAUGGAACAGAGAUUGUCGAAACGCGAAUUUCUCUCAAUGAUUUUUGCGUUUCAAAUAAUAAAAUUAAAAUUAUUUUUACAAUAACAGAUUGUUCUGGAAAGAUCCAUGUGUUGGUUAAAGAUGUUUUGGUACCGCUGUCAUUGUAUACUCGUGUAGUUGAUACUGUUGAAAAUAAUGCAUUUAUUUUGUAUUUACAAAUUAAUCUUGGCUGUAUUAGUUUAGAUAAUGUAUUUGAAGACACAAUUAAUCCAAAUAGUAUUACGUUUUCAUACAAAAAUAAAACAGUGACAAUUAGAACUAUGGACGAUCAAUACGCGGUUGAAGGAAACGAUUGUACGGAGAUAUAUCCGAUUUUAAAUUACUUCCUUGAUAAAUUACAAGAACAUUACAGGAAAAUGGGAAUAAAUAAUUUAGAAGUAAUGCUUAAAAUUGAUCCCGAGCUGUACAAACAUAUGAUUCAUCGAUUUUUAAAAUCCAUCGAAAAGCAUGCCAAGGAACGCAUUGUUUUGAAGAAAUUUGAGGCCGAACUAAACGUUUUACAAUCACAGUUCACUCUCAUUCAAAAGAAGCUGUUGGUCCAGUAUGGGUCUUUGCCACCGGGUGACUGUGAAGCCCUGGAAUUUCUAAUGCGAGACACAUAUUCAAUGAUUGUUAGAACUGCUGAAGAUGUCUUAGCAUGUAAAGAUAAAGUAAUCAGUAUAUCGUGUGAGGUGAGUGCAAUUGGACAUCUUGUGCUUUGCGUACUCAAACAUUCUGGUAUUGAAGAAGGAAAAAUUCAAAUACUCGAAGAAACACUAUCAUUGGACACAUUCUGUGAUGAUAUUCAGGACUGGGAGGAGUCAGUUACUCAAGCGUCCUCCUACAUUCUCAACUCAAAACUCAAGAAGAGCAAAGAUAAAGAAAAAAUAUCUCCCGUAACCGACCAAGAUGUUCUGUCACAAGUCAAUAUUAAAAGAUUCCUCAAGCAAACUAAAUUUAUACUCGAAAAUUUGACCGAAAAAUCAGAAAAUAUAACACGUAUAGAAGAAUUCGUUGAAGUGAUUUGAAAAUAGAAUGUGGUCAAAACCAAAAAGUAUAAAUAUUGAAACACAGCAUAGAUAAUAUUUACAUUCAAGUUGUAUCUGUAGUAAAUGGUAAUGGGCUAUUUGCCAUUCAAAAUAAAGCGUUAUUGAGAGUAAUAUGUGUAAAAAUAACUUUAAAAAGCGUUAUUAAAAAAAAUAAUUUUUUAUACCUCAGUCACGUGUGUCACGUGAAAAAUUCUCGAAAAAUUAUCCUAAUUUUUCACCAUUGUUUUAAAAUUUGUUCAAACUUACACUUAAGGGAUACCAAGGGAUAUUAAAAUAAAAAAAAUAAUAUAAUAUAAC